CACUGCGAGUUUUUGUCUUAAAUAAGGCAAAUCAUUAGGAAGAAUCAAUGACCACUGUUGUUUGGUUUGAGAUUCGAGGUUGAAGAUAGACUUUUGAGCUACAAAAGAGAGAGAGAGAGAGAGAGAGAGAGAGAGACUUCUUCUUCACUCAAUCGAUUACUCUGUCGUUUCGUCCCUAAAAUCGUGUCAGUGGAUCGAAGCAUGGCUGAGAUGAACGAUGAAAGGAAUCGCCAUCACCACCGCCUCAACGUUGCAGAGGAAAUCGAAAUCCCCACUGAAAAACCAACAACGCAGACGAAGCGAGUCGCUUCAGUGGAUAUCUUCAGAGGUCUCACCGUUGCCGUAAUGAUAUUGGUGGAUGAUGCGGGAGGUGAAUGGCCGAUGAUAACGCAUGCGCCUUGGAAUGGGUGUAACCUAGCUGAUUUCGUCAUGCCAUUUUUCCUAUUCAUUGUUGGAAUGGCAAUUGCCCUUGCAUUUAAGAGAAUUCCAAGCCGGGGCAUGGCAGUAAAAAAGGCCAUUAUUAGGACACUCAAACUCCUAUUUUGGGGUCUCAUCUUACAGGGUGGAUAUUCGCAUGCUCCGGAUGAGCUAACUUACGGAGUUGACAUGAAAAGGAUAAGGUGGUGUGGAAUCCUUCAGGUGGUUGGGUGAUUUUCUUUAUGCGUUCUCCUAUGAAUUGACUGCAUGUGGCAUGGUUUUAAGUAUCAGUGCGUAUCGUGCCGUAUCGUCCGAUACGUAUCCGUA
Messenger RNA from Macadamia integrifolia, 744 nucleotides. RefSeq names its product heparan-alpha-glucosaminide N-acetyltransferase-like. Bases 202 to 651 code for a protein of 149 amino acids. The record is from RefSeq and is a predicted model, not a curated record. The transcript has 4 exons. Lineage: Eukaryota; Viridiplantae; Streptophyta; Magnoliopsida; Proteales; Proteaceae.